Messenger RNA from Prorocentrum cordatum, 4049 nucleotides. The record is from the annotation of a GenBank genome assembly. NCBI's taxonomy places the organism in Eukaryota, Dinophyceae, Prorocentrales, Prorocentraceae.
GCUUGGAUUUUCUUGUCAGAGAAGUUCAGAACCUGUGCUACGAAGAUCAAGUAUCACAGCAGAACAAUCACAACGUGCACGAGGUCAACACGAGCUAUCAUUCUAUCAAAGGCACCAAGAGGUUUGGUCUGCUUUACGAUCCUGGUGCAUCGUCAGGCAUCAUCGGCACGGACACGGUACGGGAAUAUCAGCAGGAGAUUCCCGGCGGUGCAGAGAUCGAAUCCAGACCAACCCGAGCUCAGUUCACGGGCAUCGACGGCAAGCCUACACCUGGCAUCGGCAAGGCGAUCGUACCACUACGCAUCCCAGCCAUGAAGGACGCGACGUUCACUGGAGACAUGAUCGGAGGCAUGGGAAGCUGGUGCCCGGCUCUGAUGCCAUUGCCAACCUCGAUCAGAUACAGGGCCAUCAUGUUCUCGGCGAUGUUCGACAACGGUGACGGCAUCCUGGUGAUCUUCCCUGACAGUCGACGACUUGGCAAUAGAGCUACACCAGUGUAUAUCAGGCUCCUGUUGACUGACUCUCGGCACUACAUCAUCCCGACGGACAACCAGCAUAUCCGAGAAGAAGUUGAUCAACAAUAUCUUCAUGGAGUUCUUCUGGACCAUCUUCAAAUAUUCUGGGACUUCAAACCAUCCCGCUCUGGAGGCAGAUCGGCGGAGUUUCAAGUGGAUACAGCACCCGCGGACACUAGCACCGGAGCGAAGUCAUCGACUUUUUCGGGCAUGAGCAGGGAUACGACCAACCCAGAAAUUCUGAAGCAGCUGGACCAUCUCAGCAAGAGCAUCGAGAGCAUCAAGGAUCACAUCGGCCAGCCCGCAGCUCCCAACACGCACCACUUCGUGAGCAUGGAGACGGCAUUCGCUGGACACAGUUGUGGAGACGACAAGUGCACUCAAGACCACCAGUAUCCUACGAGGAAAACGACUAUUACAAGAACACAAAACUUCUGGAAGGUCUGGGGCAUGUUCAAGGGCAGCGGCUUUACUGGCGAUAUGAUUCCAGACGGCCUGAAUCCGGCACAACAAGAACGAAUGCAGAAGAACUACCAGGGUAUCCCAGAGAAAUUCUACACCAAGACGAAACUGACGGUCAUUACCCCCAGAAAUGCGGACAGCUUCCUGAAACAUCUUCAAAAUUACAAGAUCACGAGCGUGGACAUGCAGGAACACUUUUCGGGAAGCAGUACCUUGUCAUUCUGGGCAUGGAGGUGCGAAUUCUCUGUAUUAUUCCCAACGGACAUGAGAUGCGGCUGGAACCUCGGGCUGAAGGAACACCAGGACAUCAUUACCAGAUUUCAGAAGGCCAUCCGUAUCCAGGUGAAAUUCUACACGCCAGAGUGUGCCCCCUGGUCACAGGCGAGUCAGACGGCAGAUCCAGAGAGAAAGGCAGCGAAUCGCUCAGCAGAUCUUCCAGCACUUCAAUGGGUAUCCGACGAGUGCAAGAACACGAACCUGGACGGCACGGACUACGUCAUAGAGAACCCGGCCAAGAGCGCGAUCUGGGAGGAGUCACCCUUGAAGGGGCUGCAGAGCGACGAGCGCAUGUACAACAACAUCUGCGACCAGUGCCAGCACGGAGCUCAGGACGCAGAAGGCACACCCAUCCAGAAACGGACGAAGUUCAUGGCAUCUUUUCGCAUGAGGAGAACGGCAAUUCAGUGUCAAUGCGUACGUCCCCAUGCUUGGCUCGUCGGAGGCCCCCAGACAUCGAAGGCCAAGAUCUUCACAGAGAAGCUGUGCAAGAACAUCUUGAAGGACAUCGGCAAGCGCAUCGAGAUGACGCUCAAGACACCAUUGGACCUUCUUUUCUGGACGUGCGAGAGCAUCAGCAGUAAAUCACCCAAGAAGGAAAUAGUGAUCAAGCCCAAUUUCGACUUGCAGCGCUUCAAACAUCAACUCGAAGAGGCGGCUUCGGAUCAAGCGCGACUGGCAUUGCUCCUGGGAUUUCAUCUGAAGUUCUGGCACGCUACACCUGAUGAGAUGGCGAGACUACUGGCGGCCCUUGGAGUGGAACCGAACAUCAUCAAGCUUUGCCCACAAGUGGUCAAGGAUCUGUGCGAAGGUUGUCGCAAGUAUGCCAUGCCGUUACACCGACCAGCGUUUCGCGCACACAUCACAACGAAGUUCAACGAGCGAGUUCAAGGCGAUUUAUUCUUCCUGUGGGACAUGAUAUGGCUCAUUCUAGUGGACGAGCACAUCAGAUACAAGGUCAUCGGAGUGAUGAAGGACAAGACGGCCCCAGAGUACCUACGUUGCAUGGGAGAAUGUUGGAUCAGAUUCUUUGGGCCUAUGGAGACAUUCGUAUCGGAUCAGGAAGGAGCUCUAACCUCGGACCUCGUUGGAACGACGCUGGACAGGUACACGAUCAAGCGAGAGUUUGCCGGCACGGACCCGAACAAAGAGGAGAAGAGUACUACUGGAUUGGUGGAAUCUCACAUUCGUAUGACCAAGUCUAUAGCGUUGAAGAACGAGGUGGUCGCCAAGCGAGAGGGCCUCAACAUUUCCAAGGAGACGCUAGUGUACGAGGCGGCGAUGGCGCAGAACUUAUUGCUCAACUUCGGUGGAAGCACGCCCGCCAACGCACUUCUCGGCUACACUCCUAGGGACUUCUACGACGAGAACUCGGCGACCACCAUGGCCCACAAGGGCGCGCUCGAGAUUUCACCUGACACGUUUGAGUCGAACGUACGUAUGCGAUUGUUAUCCAAGCAGAAUGUCCUGAAGACGAUCUUUGAGGAACGCCUCGCCAUAGCCAAUAAGUCUCGACCACAGAAACUGGACACCGAGAGGAUCAAGGUCGGUGACAAGGUGGACUUGUAUCGCACACCGAGCAAGAAGGAUCAAGAGGGCUGGCGAGGACCAUGUGAUCUACUACAUAUGAAGAGCACAGGAGCGAUCGUGGUAUGGAAUGGAUAUCCCUACAUCGUUCCACUGCGGCACAUUCGGAUUCAUCAGAGAUUAGCAGCUUGGGCCAACAGCUACGAGCGCCAACAUACAGCAUCUUCACCUUCGAUGUACUUGGUCACGGAUUAUACCGACAUGCUUGACAUUGUGGAAGGCACGGUUCCGUUCAAGCCGCAGAUCGUGGGCAUGCUGAUUGGCGCCGACGGCAAGAUGCGAGCCUCAUCCAGUAUGGGAGAGACACCUCCCAAGGUUUGGAUUCUAGCUCAGCAGUGCGCAGAGGACGAAUGGGGAAUCCAAAUCGACGGUAUUGUCUUUGGCAGAUGUGUUCGACGGUUGUACGCGGUUACUGGAGCUACUUUCGGACGACAGGUGACUUGGGACUGCACGAGACGCGAUCAGUAUGUGACAACGGACAUCAAUCCCAGCAGGCAGGUAUUGGACAUCAUCAAUGCCAUUCCGAACAUGAGCGACGCCAAUGCGUGCAGCAUUCUGUUCUAUUCCUUCUCAUCAAUGGCAGAAGACGAGGAAACGAAGAAGUAUGUCAUCCCCGACUUCUCGGACAUCUCGGCGAUCGAUCCCGAUGACGAGAGCAUGCUAGACCUACCUCUUCAAUGGCCUCUAUCACCUGAUCGUGACCCAGUGGCGGAAGAACAACAACAAGGAGGACAACCACCGCCACCUGGACCGCCUCCGGCACCAGCAGUAGCACAGCAGAAGUACAUCCUGGACUUGGACCUCCUGCUCCACCAGCUCCUCCGGCAGCUCCCGCAGACAUUCGACAUCAGUGACACGGCAUGGCCGGAUGGAGACGUCAGCAUCAUCGAGGCGGACAGCAACAUCCCGCCAAGAUCACCGUUUCCACCACCGGCUCCGCAGCGAGUUACCUUGCGCGACGACAACAGCUGGAAGCGAGAUCGACGGGCACUGGACGAAUCUCAGCAGAGUAUCGAAGUGGAUGACAAGAGCAUGAUCAGUGACGAGCAGUUCGUGCCAGAUAAGGAACGAACCUGGCACUUCGAGUUCAUCAGGAAGCACAACUAUUCCUGGCGGAACAAGUUCAACUGGGAGCCAACCGACUCCCGCGGCGACGACUGCAACACCGGCAACGACUACGGAAACACCUACGACACAAUCUCCACCUAA